AUGUUUCGCGCAACCUCGAUAGCAGCCACCGCCAAGCGGUCGGCCAGGUUACAUUCCACAGCUGGUCCCAACGUCCGGCAUCUCAUGAGCAUCAACGACCUCACCCCAGCCGAGUUCACCAAGCUGGUCCGCAACGGCGCCGCCAGUAAGGCAGAGACCGUGGCCAUGAUGUUCAGCAAGCGAAGCACGCGCACGCGUGUGUCAACUGAAGGCGCGGUUGCUCUCUUGGGUGGACACCCUAUGUUUCUGGGCAAGGACGACAUCCAGCUCGGGGUCAACGAGUCACUCCUCGACACCUCAGUUGUCAUCUCCUCCAUGGUCUCUUGCAUGGUCGCCCGUGUCGGCAAGCAUUCCGACAUCACGGGUCUCGCAGAACACUCCAGCGUGCCCGUCAUCAACGCCCUAAGUGAUGACUUUCACCCGCUGCAGACCAUCGCAGACUUCCUCACCAUCCACGAGGCGUUUCCUUCGUCCACUUCCAACCCUGCAAGUCUCGGUCUGGAAGGUCUCAAGGUCGCCUGGGUGGGCGACUCCAACAAUGUUCUCUUCGAUCUCGCAUCUGCGUGCAUCAAGCUCGGCAUUGACAUCUCUGUCGCCUCACCCCAGGGCUAUGGUAUCCCGGACGCAAUGAAGAGGCACAUUCUGUCUGCUGCCCAAGGCGUGAGCAGUCCCGGAAAGCUGGAGGAGACAACUGUGCCCGAAGAGGCAGUCAAGGGCGCGGAUAUCCUGGUGACGGAUACAUGGGUGUCUAUGGGCCAGGAGGAGGAGGCGAAGAAGCGGCUGAAGGCCUUUGAGGGCUUCCAAAUCACCAAUGAGAUGGCAAAGAGGGGUGGUGCCAAGGAUGGCUGGAAGUUUAUGCAUUGCUUGCCUCGCCAUCCUGAGGAGGUGCAUGAUGAAGUGUUCUACAGUGAUCGGUCUCUGGUGUUCCCAGAGGCGCAAAACCGGCUGUGGGCUGCUGUUUCUGCGCUUGAGGCUUUUGUGGUCAACAAGGGCAAGAUUGUGUGA
Molecule: messenger RNA, 1005 nt
Organism: Cryphonectria parasitica EP155
Lineage: Eukaryota; Fungi; Ascomycota; Sordariomycetes; Diaporthales; Cryphonectriaceae
Product: ornithine carbamoyltransferase
Exons: 4
Coding region: 1-1005 (334 amino acids)
Biological process (GO): L-citrulline biosynthetic process
Cellular component (GO): mitochondrion
Molecular function (GO): ornithine carbamoyltransferase activity; amino acid binding
Source: RefSeq, a predicted model, not a curated record